Dioscorea cayenensis subsp. rotundata (Guinea yam) is the source of this 1847-nucleotide messenger RNA. Its product is annotated as inositol-pentakisphosphate 2-kinase IPK1-like. Bases 115 to 1485 code for a protein of 456 amino acids. NCBI's taxonomy places the organism in Eukaryota, Viridiplantae, Streptophyta, Magnoliopsida, Dioscoreales, Dioscoreaceae. Gene Ontology annotation, biological process: inositol phosphate biosynthetic process. The transcript has 8 exons. Gene Ontology annotation, molecular function: inositol-1,3,4,5,6-pentakisphosphate 2-kinase activity; ATP binding. Gene Ontology annotation, cellular component: nucleus. The record is from RefSeq and is a predicted model, not a curated record.
GGCUUCGUCAGAACCUCACAAGAACCCUGUUCCCGCGCCUCAAGAUCUCGGCCUCUUCUCUUCGAUUUCUUCAGGUCGGUGAUCGCUUUGAGAUUUCUCAGAGUUUGGAUUCCGAUGGCGAUGAUCUUGGGAGCUGAGGAUGCGAACGAUUGGUUCUAUAAAGGAGAGGGCGCCGCCAAUUUGGUCCUCGGUUAUUGUGGUUCUUCUCCUGCUUUGCUUGGCAAAGUGUUGCGAGUGGAAAAGAUUCAAAAAGGCGCAACCCGGAGUGCAGAAGAGUGUGAGGUCCUAACUGUGCAUGAGAAACUUGUUUGGGCCGCCAUUGGAGAGCUUGUGGAAUCCACAUCCAAAAAAGUCAUUCAGCAAGCUUUUGUGACCACUGUGUUGAACCCUUUGUUGGGCACUGAGCAUAUGGAUGCUGGGAUGUAUGUUUCUGUGUCUAGCGAAUUUUUGAAGAUCAUUGAAAAGAAUGUCCAUAAUAAACGUCCUGCUUGGCGAGUUGAUGCUGCAGAAAUUGAUCUUCGAUGUGAUUCUGCCCUUCUUAUGUCAGAUCAUUCUAUUUUUCCCAGCGGUGCAUCCAAAGAAGGUUCCUGCAUUUCUGUGGAAAUAAAGCCCAAGUGUGGAUUUCUUCCAUGCUCAGAUUUCAUUUCUGAGGCAAACGCCAUAAAGAAGAGCGUGACACGAUUCAGAAUGCAUCAAUUCUUGAAGCUUCAUAAAAAAGAGGUAUCACAAUUGAGUGAGUAUGACCCACUUGAUCUAUUCUCUGGAUCAGUAGAAAGAAUAAAUCUUGCCAUCAGAUCACUCUAUGCAACCCCUCAAAACAACUUUCGCAUAUUCUCUAAUGGCUUUCUGAUCUAUGGAGGCUUGGGAGGUGGUAUGGACAGCAUUGAAUGUGAAGCCAAGAAAUUGCAGGAAAUGAAGAAGGCUGCUGAAGAUAGAACUAAGGUCUUGAUACGGAGAGAUUUUGGUAUCCAAUUAGAUAACUUUCUUGAGCUUGUGUCAGAAGCAAUUUUUAAGUCUGGGAUGCUGAAUCAACUUCUAGCCACUCAGAAGCUUGAUGCCAUUGAUAUAGAAGGGGCAAUUCAUGCAUACUACAAUGUUAUUGGUCAGCAUUGCUUGGUAUGCGAAAGUUUAGAUGAUGCUUCACUGUUGCAUCGUUAUUCUCUUUUACAUUCUCUUUCACUGGAGGAAAGCCUGAAAAUUGUGAGAGAGUAUCUUACAGCCACCACGGCAAAGGAUUGUAGCCUUAUGAUCAGCUUUAGACCCAAAGAAGGUGGAGACUUGACAUCUAAUUGUAUCUCUCUCAGGUCAUCUAAUCAGCAUUUUGAAUACAAGGCGAAUUACAUUGAUAUGGAUAUAAAGCCCUUGGAGAAGAUGGUAUACCACUAUAAGUUAGAUCAGAAAAUUGUGAAAUUUUAUGUGGAGAAUCGAGAGAAUGGAGGAAGCCCUUGUGAUUUUGAUGGAGGUGCAGAAAACAUUCAGAUCUAAAAUUAGCAUGAAGAGACCUUCCGCCUUCAACCAUUGUUUUUUUGAGAGAGGCCCCUUAAAGCACCUCGAUAUCAUCUAUAAUUGAUGCCAUUGAAGACAAAAAUGGUUGGCUUACGAGCAGUGUUCUUGUGGUGCCAAUCAUCUUCUUUAAGAACUCCAACUUGCUAGGAUGUCUGGUCGAACUUCAUUUUAUUUUUAUUGCAUUUCCUCAAACAACAAUUAUAGUAGCGCUACUUCCUGGUGGCUCAGUAAUGAACAGUUUAUUUGGAACAUAAAUAUAUAACCUAUCAAAUUGUUGCAGAAUUUCCAAAUUUCCGUCUCAGUUUAUCUCCAAGAAAUAAGGCAUGCUACACGUUUGUGUU